AUGGGUCGUCGUUCUGUUAAUACCACAAAAAGUGGGAAGUAUAUGAAUCCCACUGAUCAGGCUCGUAAGGAAGCCAGAAAGAAGGAAUUAAAGAAGAACAAAAAACAGCGUAUGGCCGUACGCCAGGCCGUUUUGAAAGCGAAGGACGCUACUCAGCUUCUGGAGGAGGCGUCUAUGUAUGACAAGCAAGAGUACGAUCCAAAUGUACAGGCUUCGUUAAAUGAGAGAGUGCUUCAAGAAAAGCGCAAGCGUGUGCUGGAUACUUUUGACAGACUUGUUGUCUUAUACCGAAAAGAUGACCCGGAGUACGCUGCACGCCUUCAAGCCGCCCGAACAGAAUAUGACAAACGCCGUCACGAGAUGAUGCUUUUUUACGAGCAAGUGAAGCUCGCGGAGCGUGUGAAAGCUAGUGAAAUUCCGCUGCCAGAUCUUCCACCUAUGCAGGGUAUCACUGCUCCAGAUGUUCCCCCGCCCCUGAUCAACUUCCUGGUCCCCCUCCAGGGCUUCCGCCUGCCGGCCGCAAGCCGCCUGGCCCUCCGCCUCUUCCCGUCCCUGAUCUCUCCGACAGCGACUCCGAAGAGCCUGCUGACACGCUUCGUCCACGGAAAAUCAGAUUUGCUGACGGCGUGA
Messenger RNA from Dibothriocephalus latus, 630 nucleotides. NCBI's taxonomy places the organism in Eukaryota, Metazoa, Platyhelminthes, Cestoda, Diphyllobothriidea, Diphyllobothriidae. The record is from the annotation of a GenBank genome assembly.